This is a messenger RNA of Cydia pomonella (codling moth), 1708 nucleotides long. RefSeq lists its product as uncharacterized. The transcript has 2 exons. NCBI's taxonomy places the organism in Eukaryota, Metazoa, Arthropoda, Insecta, Lepidoptera, Tortricidae. Bases 1 to 1524 code for a protein of 507 amino acids. The record is from RefSeq and is a predicted model, not a curated record. Gene Ontology annotation, molecular function: catalytic activity.
AUGGCAAGCAAAAUUAGAAAAAGAAAUGGUUUCUCAGCGGCAUCCUUUUCCACGCAAGUAGUCUUUUGCAACAUCAGGGGACUGCACAAAAAUUUGAGCGCAGUCCAUUACCACCUGGAAUUUGCGCAGCCGACCAUCGUAUUUCUGACGGAUACGCAGAUAUCCUGCCCGGCGGACACUUCAUACCUGUUAUAUCCCGGCUAUACACUCGAACACAAGUUCAUGAGACACGCUGGUGUAUGCAUGUUUGCCCUGCACAAUGUCUGCUGUCGCCGCCUCCAUGUUCUGUGGGUGCGUGUGUGCCACACUCGUGUCUACGCGUGCCUGUACAGGUCUCAUGGCGGAAACACGGAGACAACCCGGCUCUUCGAACACCUACAAUUGACGACUGACAGAAUCCUGGAGCAGUACCCUUGCGCAGAACUGGUGAUUUUAGGGGAUUUCAACGCCCACCAAGUUGAGUGGCUUGGUUCCCUGUCCACCGACCACGCGGAGAGGUCUGCUCAAGUAUUUUCCCUGGCCUAUGGAUUCCCGCAACUGGUACAUUCUCCCAUGAUAAUACUAGAUAUCGAGGAUCAUACGAGCUCGCUACUGGAUCUCCUGCUGACCACACGUCCGGACGAAUAUUCCGUCUCAGUGAACGCACCUCUCGGUUCGUCCGAUCACUGCCUCGUCCAGACACUGACACCCUGCGCGCAGACCGAUCCACCACGGCCAACCAGCUCGCGACGUGUGUGGCAAUAUAAGUCAGCAGACUGGAACGGACUGCGUGAAUUCUACGCGUCGUACCCGUGGAGGCAGCUCUGUUUCACAUCAGAUGAUCCUGACUCCUGCGCAUCCAGUGUCGCUGAGACAAUACUAGCUGCGUACAAGGCUUGGACCAAGGUUGUAGCUAAUAAGGAUCCGAACGUCUCUGAUGUGAAACGCAAAUUAAACGCUGCCUUGAGGUCCAGUAAGAAAGGCAUUGCCAGGGCUAAGUACGAUUUCGUCGGCAGAAUUGGUGAGAAGCUAGCGGGCUACCCCACUGGAAGUCGCGCAUUUUGGUCAUUUGCCAAGGCUGCCGAGGGAAAUUUUUGUCAAUCGUCUUUACCACCACUGCGAAAAACUGAUGGUGAUCUGGCCCAUAGUGCAAAAGAGAAAGCCGAUCUUCUAGGUACUCUUUUUGCCUCGAUCUCGACCAUGAACGACGACGGUAGUGCCGUGCCGCCCACCAUCCCGCAGUGCGCAUACUGUAUACCAGAAAUUUCGAUCACGCAGAGGGAUAUUCGGCGGGAGUUGCUAUCCAUAAACGUUCAUAAGUCGAGCGGGCCAGACGGUAUACCAGCAGUUGUACUCAAGCAGUAUGCUCCCGAGAUGUGUCCCGUGUUAGCGCGCCUUUUCACACUUUCUAGCACCAAACGGCAUGUUCCAUCUUCGUGGAUGACGGCCCUUGUGCACCUUAUGCCUAAAAAGGGCGAUAGAUCGGACCCAUCGAAUUACAGGUCUAUCAUUGUUUUAAAACGAAUACGGGACUUAAUCGCGUAAUCUUACGUUUAUACUAUGAACGAAAAUCUUGUUGGUUUAAAUCAAUAUACAGGUCUAUCGCUAUUACCUCCCUUCUCUCUAAGGUCAUGGAGCCUAUAAUUAAUGCAAAGCUCCUGAGAUACCUAGAAGAACACGAUCUGAUCAGCGACCGCCAGUAUGGCUUUCGCCACGGUCGUUCGAUCUU